CCGCCACAACCACAAACCAAGUCUGCCACCGGUCACGGCUCUCUAGGCACUAGAAAACAGCGAGAUAAAGAUAGACGAGGGACUCAAGAGUGAGAGGGGGAGGGAGAAUACGUGUUGAUGUCAGCGUGUGAAUCAGCCAAAUCGCCUGAAAAAACCCACAGCGACUAGUUUGCGCUCUGACUCUUUUGCACAAGGGUAAGCAUCAGUCAACCACAGGCUGACCGCCGAUCACAAUCUCCCGUGUCUGUGAACCAUGCACAGAAUCCAAGGACAGAACCGCCUGGCUGGACCGGUGCAAGGCGACCAUGGGUUUCAGGGGCAAAGCCGGGAGCCCUUCAAAAUUCGGGAGCAGAUCAAGUUGGAAGCAUUGGAUUCGGACGAAGAGGAGAAGCAGCAGCCGAUCACAAUGGCCUCGAACAGCAUCUUCGAAAGUUUCCCUUCCUACCAGUCUUGCUUCCCCAGGGAACCUGUGCCUGGGCGACGCUUCACGCCUCCCUCAACAACCCUGAGCUCGGGGAAGAUGAACGAGGGGUUGCCCCUAGGGGCUCAGGAGAACAGCAGUGCCGCCCUGGUGGGCAAACUCCGCAUGGCUGACCGAAGCAUGGUGGAGGUACUUUCCGACCACCCUGGAGAGCUGGUGCGCACCGACAGCCCCAAUUUCCUCUGUUCUGUCCUGCCAACACACUGGCGCUGCAACAAGACGCUGCCCAUUGCCUUCAAGGUAGUUGCCCUUGGUGACAUCCCUGAUGGCACGCUAGUCACAGUGAUGGCUGGCAAUGAUGAGAAUUACUCUGCCGAACUUCGGAAUGCCACAGCUGCCAUCAAGAACCAAGUGGCCCGUUUUAAUGAUCUGCGUUUUGUUGGCCGCAGCGGACGAGGGAAGAGUUUCACUCUCACCAUCACGGUCUUCACAAACCCUCCUCAGGUGGCAACAUACCAGCGAGCCAUCAAGAUUACUGUAGACGGACCCCGCGAACCACGACGCCACCGACAGAAGCCCGAUGAAGCAGUAAAGCCAGGCGCGUUAGCUUUCUCUGAGCAAUUGAGGCGAAGUGCCAUGCGGUGCAGUCCACACCACGGCCCUGCCCCCAACCCCCGUCCCGCCCUCAGCACGCCCCCCUUCAGCAGUCCCGCCCACAGCCAGAUUUCCGAUUCUAGGCAGAUGCAAACAUCUCCAUCCUGGUCGUACGAGCAGCCAUACCCUUACCUGGGUCCCAUCUCCACCCCAGCGGUUCACCCCACCACACCCAUCUCGCCCAGCCGCAGCGCUUUACACUGUCCAGAGCUGACGGCGUUCACUGACCCUCGUGUCAGUCUGGAGCGUUCCUUCCCAUCGCUCCCCUCCCUCCCAGACGGCCGUUUCUCGGACCCACGGGUUCCGUACCCAACUGGAGCGUUCACGUACACACCCACCCCCGUCACCAACGCCAUCGGCAUUGGCAUGUCAGCCAUGGCCAGCCCAGCAGGCCGCUACCACACAUACUUACCCCCAGCAUACCCUGCUGGCUCCUCCCAGGCUCAGGCCGGACCCUUCCAGGCCGGCUCGUCCCCAUAUCACUUGUACUACAGCAGUGCUGCCGGCUCUUACCAGUUCUCCAUGAUGCCAGGCGGAGGAGGAGGGGGCGAGCGCUCGCCGCCGCGCAUCUUACCGCCCUGCACCAACGCCUCCACAGGCUCUGCCCUCUUGCACCCCUCUCUGCCCAAUCAGAGCGAGGUGGUGGAGGCAGAGGGAAGCCACAGCAGUUCACCAACCAGCAUGUCAGUGGAAGCCGUCUGGAGGCCGUAUUGACGUUUAAAGCAGUCGUUGACUAGUAGGACGAGGGCAGCU
Messenger RNA from Carassius carassius (crucian carp), 1828 nucleotides. Its product is annotated as runt-related transcription factor 1-like. Gene Ontology annotation, cellular component: nucleus. Lineage: Eukaryota; Metazoa; Chordata; Actinopteri; Cypriniformes; Cyprinidae. Gene Ontology annotation, biological process: neuron differentiation; regulation of cell differentiation; regulation of transcription by RNA polymerase II. Gene Ontology annotation, molecular function: RNA polymerase II cis-regulatory region sequence-specific DNA binding; ATP binding; DNA-binding transcription factor activity, RNA polymerase II-specific. The record is from RefSeq and is a predicted model, not a curated record. Bases 254 to 1789 code for a protein of 511 amino acids. The transcript has 8 exons.